Molecule: messenger RNA, 1896 nt
Organism: Bipolaris sorokiniana ND90Pr
Lineage: Eukaryota; Fungi; Ascomycota; Dothideomycetes; Pleosporales; Pleosporaceae
Exons: 2
Coding region: 162-1637 (491 amino acids)
Source: RefSeq, a predicted model, not a curated record
GGCACGAUUUGGCGCGUCUUCUUGCUGCUGCUGCGACAGAGUCAGGGCUGCUCUGCGCGACCAAACGCGAAAGCCCGGGCGGGCGGGUUUCCUUUGCUGCUGCAUUGCAAAGGGGCAUUUAGUGUUAAGUAUACAUUUUCUGUAGAAAGAACUAAUGAAAAAUGGUUCUCAGCCUCGUUCGCAACCAAGGCGUCCCCGCCUUGGCCUAUCCUGUAAAUGAUGAAUCCGUGUUAUGGCCGUGUUCUCUAAAGAUCCUACACUCGGACGACCAGUUUGCCCUGUCUCUCGGACACUCUGUAUCAAUCCAUGGCGUUGAUGAUCCGCAGCUCUUAACCCUUCGCUAUGAAGGUGACAAUCUUAUCCCUGGGAAGAUGUCACUUGGAAAUGUUGAUAUCGCUCUCCCUGGUACAUCUUUGCAUGACAUUGCGCGACAUGGGAAACCUCGGCCCCGAAUGCUGUCGCUGACGCUCAAAGCGCCCUGUUCUGUGUGGUAUCCCCACACUUUAGGCAAGAGGGGGCUCGGCCUUCAUACCGGAUUCCACGAGCUUUUGACGCUGGCUAGGGCGACAGAAGUGCGCAUCUUGUUUGACAUCAACUGGCUUGAGAAGAGUAACCUCGCCCGGCUUCAAGGCGUCAUCGAGGGCUCUCGCCAGCCCACUGGAGUUCCAGCCAUUCCUCAGUUUACCCGUUUGUAUCAUCAAGCAGACUGGUCAAUUCUCAAUUGUAUCAAGGAUACCGAGCCUGAAGCCUUGCCUUCCAUCGAGAACGCGGUAGUUGGAGCCCCUCCUCCUAUUGAGGAAGCAGUAGAUGAUGCCCCGCCUCCGUAUGCGCGUGUGUCGGGCAAGCGCUCGCGAAAUGCUCGCACCAGCUUGACACCCGACUCGCCUUUACCGAAGCGUCUGCUCCAAGACCAUACAUAUCCGCGCUCUUCAAAAGAACGCGCCUCUCCCGCAUCACCUCUGAGCGCAAAAUCCACAGCCUCGUCCACUGCCACUGUGCAAGUGGACAUUUUCCAAGAUCUUGUCACGUCCGCCGUUGAGAAAGUACUCCCAGAUCUGAUGCGCGCACAAUUUCCCACCAUUCUGCAAGACCUUCUUCCAGGAAUACUCGCUGGCUCCUCGCCGUCGCCAUCCCUAUCACCGACACGACAUUCCAGCCAGCUCGCGAACACGCCCAUAAAGCAUCGUCCAAUCCCGAGUCAAAAACCCACCCCUUCGACGGUCGUCAAAUCUGUCAUAAGCGCCUACACCGAGACCCAUCUCCAAAGAAUACUUGCUGAUGCGCUCGAUCAAGCCUCGCAUCAAGCCUCUGAAAUUCACAACUCAGCUAACGCAGAGUUCGAGGAUCAUCUCGCUGACACUCGGCUUGACUUUGCCGCCCUCAAAGAAGACCACCUCACUGCCUUCAAUGACGAGUGCAACGAGAAGCUGGUCGAGUUCAAAGAGCGAUUGGUGGAAGAGAAAGACGAGGUAGAGGUCGAGGUCAAGGCACAUGCUGACAUGGUGGUACUCAAGACUUGGGAUCGCCUGAAUAGGGUGGACGGCGAGGUAUGUCCUCAGUGCAAGUGCGUUUGUAGUACCCGGCAUAAGCAGAGUGAGGUGAGUCAGGCGCGGAGGGCUAUAUCUCUGCCUCUAUAAGAGGGGACUAGGGAAGCCUUGAUUCUUGAUAGAUGACUUAUGAUAUUUGAUACUCUCUUGUAAUGGCAAAAGUAGCAAUGUAAACCUUGAUACCCCUGGUCAUUGGAUCCAUCUCGUCGUUCCAUCAUGUCUGUUCUCGAGGCUACUGGACUAGAUCAAGAAUUUCUGGACCCUGUGUAACCGAGUUUCUCAUCGGCCGGAGGUUUGCUUUUCGUGUGACUCGUCAUGCAGGUUGAGGUCCCAUCCGUCUUUAGCGCUA